GAGUAUUGAAAAAAGUCAAGAGACAUAGCAAAUUCCAUACCAAAAAAGUGCUAAUUCUAUUCAUUCAUCUUUACCAUUACACCAUUCCCCUUCAUUUUCUUUCUACUUUAAAACAUUCUAGUUGAGUUUUGCAGAAACUUUGUGGUACCUUGUAUUGAUGUUUAUGUUUUAAUAUAUACACAUUUUUUCAUGAACUUCCUGUGACCAGCCGACAACUCUGAACAUAGUACUCAACCCCCACCUCAACACCCCACCCCCACCUCAAGAAAACCUCUUCUUCACUACUGUUGUUUGUACAAGUAAAACACCUGCAGUAGCUUCCAUCUAUGUACUGUAUCUGUCUAUUUGUCAUUCUACAAAUCACCCCUUUUUAACAAACUCAAAGAUUGUGACUUGGAAAUACCUAUCAAGAACCAGGUUGGUGGUGUUUGUUUUAGCAAGAUGAGCUAGAAAGGAGUAUAAAGAAUUGAUUUUUAUGUAGUUGGUGGUGGUGGUGUUUUUCACUUUAAUCUUUCAGCAAGAUGAGUUGCAGAAGAUGUCAAGAAUGUUUUUCACCAAAUGGGGUGAUGAAAAAUGUUGUCUUUAUUAACAUAAUGUUUCUGAGUUGGAGUUUUCUUGUAGUGUCAAAUGCAAGAAAACUGGCUGAAAGUAGUAGUGGUGGUGAUGAUCAAGUAGGCAGGUUAAUAGCCUUCAUGAAGUCUUCUGUUGAAUCUGAUCCAAAUGGAUUCUUGAAUGACUGGAGUUUAUCUUCUUCAAGUCCAUGUACUUGGAAUGGGACUUCAUGCUCAAAUGGUCAAGUUGUUGAGGUCAAUCUCUCUGGUGCAAGGCUUAGUGGUCCUCUUCACCUAAAUGAGCUUAUGGCUUUGCCUACUUUGCUCAGAGUUAAUUUCAAUGACAACCAUUUCUAUGGGGAUCUUUCCUCAACCGCUGCUUCUUGUAGCUUUGAGUUUCUUGAUUUAUCAGCUAACAAUUUCUCUGAGACUCUUGUUUUAGAGCCUUUGUUGAAGUCUUGUGAUAAGAUUAAGUACCUAAAUGUGUCUAGGAAUUCAAUUGAAGGAGUUGUUCUAAAGUUUGGACCUUCACUGUUGCAACUUGACUUAUCAAGUAACACCAUUUCAGAUUUUGGCAUUUUGAGUUAUGCACUGUCCAAUUGCCAGAAUUUGAAUCUGCUUAAUUUCUCCUCAAAUAAGCUUGCUGGCAAGCUAAACAGCUCUCUCUCUUCUUGCAAGAGUCUAUCUGUUCUUGAUCUUUCGUGUAAUAACUUAACUGAAGAACUCAAUGGUCUUGAUUUUGGGACUUGUCAAAAUCUCACUGUCCUCAAUUUGUCUUUCAAUAACCUUUCUUCAACUGAGUUUCCACCCUCUUUGGCAAAUUGCCAGAGCCUCAAUACACUGGACUUUGGCCACAAUUCGAUCCGAAUGGAGAUUCCUGGUGAGUUAUUGGUGAAGUUGAAGAGUCUGAAGCGAUUGGUGCUAGCUCACAAUCAGUUUCUUGAUGAAAUUCCAUCAGUAUUGGGACAAACUUGCAGCACACUUGAGGAGCUUGAUCUUUCUGGAAACCGGUUGACUGGUGAACUUCCUUCAACUUUUAAAUUGUGUUCCUUGCUUUUCAGUCUCAAUCUCGGUAAUAAUGAGCUAUCGGGUGAUUUCUUGAAUACUGUUAUCGGUUCACUCACGAAUCUUAGGUAUCUCUACUUGUCAUUCAAUAACAUAACUGGUCAUGUACCAAAGUCUUUGGUAAACUGUACAAGACUUCAGGUGCUUGACCUCAGUUCAAAUGAGUUUACUGGGCAUGUACCUUCUGAGUUUUGUUUAGCAGCCUCGGGCUUUCCGCUGGAGACGAUGCUCUUAGCUAGUAAUUAUCUUACUGGAACGGUGCCUAAACAGCUCGGACAUUGUAGGAACCUCAGGAAGAUUGAUCUCAGCUUCAAUAAUCUGACUGGUUCAAUCCCAUUGGAGAUAUGGACCCUUCCAAAUCUUUCGGAGUUGGUAAUGUGGGCUAAUAAUCUCACCGGUGAAAUUCCUGAAGGCAUUUGCAUCAAUGGAGGGAACCUUCAGACACUAAUUCUCAAUAACAAUUUCCUCACUGGGGCACUUCCACAGUCCAUUGCCAAUUGUACCAACUUGGUUUGGGUAUCGUUGUCCAGCAAUCGACUAUCUGGAGAGAUACCACAAGGAAUUGGGAAUCUUGCAAAUCUUGCUAUCCUUCAGUUGGGUAAUAACUCACUCACUGGACUGAUCCCUCAAGGACUAGGUACGUGCAGGAACCUGAUAUGGCUAGAUUUGAAUAGCAAUGCUCUAACAGGUUCAAUCCCUCCUGAGCUUGCUGAUCAAGCUGGCCAUGUUAAUCCGGGAAUAGUUUCUGGAAAACAGUUUGCUUUUGUGAGAAAUGAGGGUGGAACUGAAUGUAGAGGUGCUGGUGGACUGGUUGAGUUUGAGGGUAUCCGUGAAGAGAGGCUUUCGAUUCUUCCUAUGGUUCACUCCUGUCCAUCAACUAGGAUCUAUUCUGGCAGGACGAUGUACACCUUCACAAGCAACGGGAGCAUGAUUUACCUUGACCUCUCCUACAAUUCUUUAUCAGGAACUAUUCCUGAUAAUUUAGGUUCAUUGAACUUCCUUCAAGUCCUGAAUUUGGGACACAACAAUUUCUCAGGAACCAUUCCGUUCAGCUUUGGAGGUCUGAAGAUAGUUGGAGUCCUCGAUCUGUCACAUAACAGCCUUCAGGGAUUCAUUCCACCCUCAUUAGGAGGCCUUUCAUUUCUUAGUGAUCUUGAUGUUUCAAACAACAACCUAUCGGGAACGAUUCCUUCUGGUGGACAGCUGACUACUUUUCCUGCUUCAAGGUAUGAAAACAACUCAGGCCUUUGUGGCGUCCCCCUUCCUCCUUGUGGCUCGGGCAAUGGACACCAUUCGUCAAGUAUUUACCAUCAUGGGAAUAAGAAGCCUACAACUAUAGGAAUGGUGGUUGGGAUUAUGGUCUCUUUUCUAUGUAUUAUCCUACUUGUUAUUGCCCUUUAUAGAAUUAAAAUGACUCAAAAUGAGGAAGAGAAGAGAGACAAAUACAUUGAUAGCCUUCCAACUUCUGGCAGUAGCAGCUGGAAACUAUCAACCGUUCCUGAGCCUCUGAGCAUUAAUGUGGCAACGUUUGCAAAACCAUUGAGGAAACUGACAUUUGGACAUCUUCUAGAAGCAACCAAUGGGUUCAGCUCUGAAAGCUUGAUUGGCUCUGGAGGCUUUGGUGAAGUCUACAAGGCGCAACUGAGGGAUGGCAGUACUGUCGCGAUCAAGAAGCUCGUGCACGUGACAGGUCAAGGAGACAGAGAGUUCAUGGCAGAAAUGGAGACUAUUGGAAAAAUCAAACAUAGAAACCUUGUCCCUUUGUUGGGAUACUGCAAGAUUGGGGAGGAAAGGCUUCUCGUAUACGAAUACAUGAAAUGGGGAAGUCUCGAAUCUGUUCUUCACGAUGGAAAGAAAGGAGGCAUGGUUCUUGAUUGGGAAGCUAGAAAGAAAAUCGCGAUAGGAUCAGCAAGAGGAUUAGCAUUUCUUCAUCACAGCUGCAUACCUCACAUAAUCCAUCGUGAUAUGAAGUCUAGUAAUGUACUUUUAGACGAAAACUUUGAGGCACGGGUUUCUGAUUUUGGAAUGGCAAGGUUGGUAAAUGCACUGGAUACUCAUUUAAGUGUGAGUACACUUGCUGGUACUCCAGGUUAUGUUCCUCCAGAGUACUACCAAAGUUUCAGGUGCACGGCAAAGGGGGACGUGUACAGUUAUGGUGUCAUAUUGUUGGAGCUUCUUUCCGGGAAGAGGCCGAUAGAUCCACGUGCAUUCGGUGAUGAUAACAAUCUUGUUGGAUGGGCAAAGCAGCUUCAUAACGAGAGACAAAGUCAUGAGAUUCUUGAUCCUGAGCUAAUAACAAAUCUAUCCGGUGAUGCUGAACUCUACCAUUACUUAAAAGUUGCAUUCGAAUGCCUUGAUGAGAAAUCUUACAAAAGGCCAACAAUGAUACAAGUGAUGACCAAGUUUAAAGAACUACAAGCUGAUUCAGAAAGCGAUAUUCUUGAUGGCAUUUCAGUGAAAGGUUCUAUACUCGAGGAAUCGCAAGAAAGAGAACCUUAAAUCAAUGAUAUUUUGAUCCUUUUUGUGGUUAGAAUUCUGUUCUUCUUUUCUUCUUUUUGAUUGCCUCAUGGAUAGUAGUAGAAACUUUUAUCUUUAAUGGCUCUUUACCAUAUGCAAUUGAUAAGAGUUUAUACUUCAGAUUUUGCUUACUGUACAUGUAAAUAUUAGAACAUGAAGGAGAAUGGGAGAUGUGAAAAUAUUUCAAUGAAUUUCA
Messenger RNA from Capsicum annuum, 4329 nucleotides. RefSeq names its product receptor-like protein kinase BRI1-like 3. Gene Ontology annotation, biological process: protein phosphorylation. The record is from RefSeq and is a predicted model, not a curated record. The transcript is spliced from 2 exons. Gene Ontology annotation, cellular component: plasma membrane. Lineage: Eukaryota; Viridiplantae; Streptophyta; Magnoliopsida; Solanales; Solanaceae. Gene Ontology annotation, molecular function: protein kinase activity; ATP binding; protein binding. The coding region runs from base 522 to 4115 and encodes 1197 amino acids.